Molecule: messenger RNA, 1219 nt
Organism: Aphis gossypii (cotton aphid)
Lineage: Eukaryota; Metazoa; Arthropoda; Insecta; Hemiptera; Aphididae
Product: zinc finger MYM-type protein 1-like
Exons: 6
Source: RefSeq, a predicted model, not a curated record
UGAUGACAGGUCGAAACAGAUAAUUGCUAAUAGAAAAAGGCUUUUACCAAUCGUAGAAUGCAUAAUUUUAUGUGGCAAACAAGAAAUUGCUCUUCGGGGACAUAGGGAUUUUGGCCCAAUUGACUUUACAUCAGCAUCAGCUAAAAAUGAAGGGAAUUUCCGAGAAAUUUUAAAAUAUAAAGUAAAAGACGACAAUUGUAUUAGAUCAUUCCUUGAAUCAGAUUCAUGUAAUAAAUAUUUAAGCCCUUGGAUACAAAAUGAAGUGAUAGCUAUAUGUGGUGAUUUAUUAUUAAAGAAAAUUGUUGAAAAAAUCAAUGCAUCCAAAUGUUUCUCAGUCUUGGCUGAUGAAACAACAGACAUUUCAGUUACAGAACAACUCACAAUAUGUGUAAGAUACUUAAGUGGAACGGAGAAUGAUGUACAAAUCAAUGAAGAUUUUAUCAAGUUUGUUGAGAUACAUAGUUUAACAGGAGUUGAUUUAGCAUCUGCAAUUCUUAAUGGUCUCAAUGUUAGUGGUAUUAACUGUGAUUUGUUGUAUGGCCAAGGGUAUGAUGGGGCUGCGAAUAUGUCCGGGCAAUUUAAAGGAGUAAAAUAUAUUAUACAAGCAAAGUAUCCUAAGGCAUUGUACGUGCACUGUGUGGCCCAUUCCUUAAACUUGGCAGUAUCCUCUGCGUGUGAUUUACAACCAAUUCGAAAUUGUCUUGGGGUCAUUGAAAAAUUGUAUUGUUUUUUUAAUACACCUAAACGCAAAAAUGCACUUUUUGAAGCUAUUAGUAAUAGUGAUUUGAUACCAAGCAUAAAAUCAUUAAAACGUUUAUGUGCAACCAGAUGGAUUCAAAGGUAUGAUGCCGUUAAUGAUUUUGUUCAGUUAUUUCCAUACGUUGUAGUUUCAUUAGAAACUAUGUCAAGUUGGAAAGAUGUAACUGCAGUUGAAGCUAAUAUGUUAAGAAAUACAAUGGACUCAGAAUUUCUUAUAUCAGUACAAAUUAUAAAAGUUUUAUUUUCAUAUGGGCUGUUAUUGUGCAAACAACUACAAAGCAAAGACAUUGAUUUAAAAGAAAUGGUUGGUUUAGCAGAAGAUAGUGUUAAUGCUCUUAAAGAACUAAGAACUAAUAUUGAACCUGAAUUUAAAAAAAUAUUUAAUGAGGCUCAAAAAAUGGCUGAAGUUCUAGAUUUUCAAAUUGUAGCAAAAAGAAUAAACAAAAGGCAAAUACACCGU